Messenger RNA from Aethina tumida (small hive beetle), 940 nucleotides. It is a transcript of the gene sit, whose product is annotated as elongation of very long chain fatty acids protein. Gene Ontology annotation, cellular component: endoplasmic reticulum membrane. The record is from RefSeq and is a predicted model, not a curated record. The transcript has 5 exons. The coding region runs from base 58 to 879 and encodes 273 amino acids. NCBI's taxonomy places the organism in Eukaryota, Metazoa, Arthropoda, Insecta, Coleoptera, Nitidulidae. Gene Ontology annotation, molecular function: fatty acid elongase activity. Gene Ontology annotation, biological process: sphingolipid biosynthetic process; fatty acid elongation, monounsaturated fatty acid; very long-chain fatty acid biosynthetic process.
UUUUAGACCAUUUCGUUCAGUUUGUAGCUUGGUAAGUUGGCUGGGUAGAGUGUAGAAAUGGCAACCCUGGACUCCCAAAAUCAAACGUUCAGUUAUUGGGAUUAUCUGUUUAAGGAUCUUGCUGAUCCCAGAUCCAGCGAAUGGCCCCUCCUGGCAGACCCAAUUCCAGUGCUUUCCAUAUUUGCUGUCUACCUGCUGUUCGUCCUGAAAUGGGGGCCCAACUACAUGAAAGACAGGAAGCCAUACAACCUCAAAAAGAUAUUAUUAGUGUACAAUAUUUUCCAAGUCAUUGCUAGCACCUACAUAUUUUACGAGGCAAUUGAUGCAGCUUGGAGGCACUACAACUGGACGUGCCAGCCAGUCGACUACUCGCGGUCACCCAGGGCUAUGAGGGUGGCCAGAGGUGUGUACCUGUACUUCUUGAGCAAAAUAACUGAGCUACUGGACACGGUGUUCUUCGUCCUGAGGAAGAACGACCGACAAAUAACCUUUCUGCACAUCUACCACCACUGUGGCAUGAUGUUGAUAUCCUGGGGUACCGCCAAGUACAUACCAGGUGGGCAUGGCACUUUCGUGGGGUUGAUCAACUGCUUCGUCCACAUUAUUAUGUACUCCUACUACUUACUGGCAGCCCUAGGACCUAAAGUGCAGAAGUACUUGUGGUGGAAGAAGUACAUCACCACAAUGCAAAUGGCACAAUUUUGUAUGAUAUUCUUACACAAUGCGCAACUACUAUUUUAUGACUGUGGCUUCCCCAAAUGGACCCUUUUGUUCACCUUACCCAACUCCAUAUUCUUCUACCACUUAUUCAACGACUUUUACAAAAAGGCUUAUAAUAACAACCAAGAUGCUGGAAAGAACAAAGUGAAGGCUAAGUAGAGUAUUUAUAAAUAUAUUUAAUUAUUAUAUUUAUUUAAUAAACAAUAUUUAACAACACAAA